Molecule: messenger RNA, 737 nt
Organism: Cydia fagiglandana
Lineage: Eukaryota; Metazoa; Arthropoda; Insecta; Lepidoptera; Tortricidae
Exons: 3
Coding region: 56-613 (185 amino acids)
Source: RefSeq, a predicted model, not a curated record
CACUAUUUCUGCAUCAUAUAUCUGAGGAAGACGAGAACUGAUCUAAAUUGUCGCAAUGCGGGGCUUCAGGCUGGCAGGCAUUAUGAUGCUUCUUACAGUCAUCAACACUCUAUGCUAUGGAGCGAUAACACGCAAUGAUCCGCCUAAUAAGUCAGCCACCGUGCUCGGACAUGGUUCAAUAAAAGUGCAUGAUGGACCUAAAGGAAAAGAUACCGUACUUGAUGGUCCUAACGGAUCAAUAAAAGCGCUCGAUAAAGGAAAACUAACCGUGCUGGGACAUAAACUACGCCGUGACAUUCGUGAGGCCAAUGCAUCAGUAAUAGAACAUCUUGGGGCUAAUGCAGCAACAGUGAAGCCUCUUAGCUCUAAUACAAAAGUACGACGUGAGGCUAAUGCAACAUUGCAUCGCGUGCCUCUCACGAGAGGAAGAUCUCUACGUGAGGCAAACACAGAAAAAGGACCCAAUGCUGUGAAAGCAUCAGAUGUCACUACUGUGAAGCCAGCUACGACUACACCAGCCCGUCUAGGGAACAUGAUAACUGUCCCCGCCAACUGUCCUGAUGGACAGAAAUACGUGAACGGAGCGUGCCGGGAGGUUUGGCAAUCUAGAUAGCAUCCUUUAUUAGCGACGAAUCUCAACUUCACUAUACGAUUAUGUUUAAUUUACGGUAUUAGCAGGCAAUGAGGAUAUGUGAAUUCUGUAACAACUAUUUGCUUAGUCAUUCGUUUAGUGUUAU